AUGGUCCCCACAGUGAGGGAGAACCGGACACCGGGGUUUAACACCCUUUCGCCCAAUUCCAUGCUAAUCCACGCGCCGGUCGGUGCGCUAGAUCUCUCCCUCUACAACUACCAUCCAACGCCGCAACGGGUGCAUCCGUGUUCGAGUCAGCAGGUCAUCUCGGAUGAGUUGGAGGAGGGAUCAUGCGGGCAACCACAAAAGCAGCAGGCCCCCGUGGCCGGUGACGGUGCCGGCUCUAGGGGGCCAAAAAUGAAGAGAUUCAAGGGACCGAGGAGGAGCAAUCUGUUGGAGAAAUUUAUUGCUCUGUUGGAAGAUAAGAGGAUAAUGGAAGACAGUGAGGAUGCUCAUCAGUUAGAGGACCUAAAAAUGCCACGUCUUAGAAACGUCCUUAACAUCAUAUUCAUCACAGCGGGAGUGUGCUUCCUACUGGCGGUUGUUAUCGUCAUUCUCUACACCACCUUUGCAAGCUCCCGUUUACGCGUGACAGUGGAGGUCUUUGAUGGCAUCGGUGCGAGUUCAUUUUCGACUGUCCUUAUAAUCGUAAAAAUGAAACUGUUUAUUGACCAUGGCUUUGUUGGUCUUUUGAUUUUCCACAUACUCUACUUUCAACGUCGAUUUUGCAAUUUUAAUAGAACUGCUCUGGGAUUCAAUUUGACCAAACUUUGA
Molecule: messenger RNA, 666 nt
Organism: Echinococcus granulosus
Lineage: Eukaryota; Metazoa; Platyhelminthes; Cestoda; Cyclophyllidea; Taeniidae
Exons: 2
Coding region: 1-666 (221 amino acids)
Source: RefSeq, a predicted model, not a curated record